Dendrobium catenatum is the source of this 753-nucleotide messenger RNA. RefSeq lists its product as uncharacterized. The transcript is spliced from 2 exons. The coding region runs from base 1 to 753 and encodes 250 amino acids. NCBI's taxonomy places the organism in Eukaryota, Viridiplantae, Streptophyta, Magnoliopsida, Asparagales, Orchidaceae. The record is from RefSeq and is a predicted model, not a curated record.
AUGACGAAUUUUGAUUUCCAUGAUUUGGGUAACAUUGGACCAAGGUUUACUUGGUGCAAUAACAAAGAAGGAGCCUCCCAGAUUUGGGAAAGGCUGGAUAGGUGUAUUCUGAACUCGGCUGCACUUCAGAAGAUUCCUAAAGCCGUUACUAGACAUCUAGUUAGAGUGGCUUCGGAUCAUAGUCCUAUUGCCUUCAAGAUUGAUGAAAAGAAAAAGGACUUUGGAGAUGAAGGUAUGAUUUUACAAAGGAAGAUUAUUAGAACUUUAAAAGAACUAUUUUUUUGGAGUAAAAAUAAGUUCAAAGAUUUGAACAAGAUGAAGGAAGAAUUGAAAAAGAAGAUUUUGGAUCUCCAACAUAAAGAAGCUGUAGGAAUUGAUUGGUCAGUUGAUGAUCUUCUUUUACUCAGAAGCAAAAUUGAUGAACUUAAUGUGACCUUGAGAAGAUUGUCCACUUGGUGGAAUCAAAGGGCAAAAGCAAGAUGGCAUGAAGAAGGAGACGUUAACUCAAAAUUGUUUCAUAAUUUUACUACGGCUAGAAGAAAUGGCAAUAGAGUGAAUCAAAUUAAAGAUAUGAAUAAUAAGAUUCAAGUUGAAGAAGAUAAAAUUGAGGAGAUUUUCAUUCAUUACUUUGAAGCAAAAUGGAAGGCUAGAGAUUGUGAAUUAUCAAGUUGGCCAGAGAUUUUUGAGAACAAAAAAUGUAAUAUAGAAAAGUUUACUGCUCUUACCAGUGAAUUUUCGGUGAAUGAAUUAUAG